AUGGAAACGACGCGCUCGUUCAGGCGACUCCUGCUGGUAGAUAUGAACCAGAGCUCCAGCGUGGGCUUUGGGGGUGGGGGUCCCCGCUGUGACUCGGGAUCGUGGGGGUGGGUGCAGCCUUUGUCCUCGCCCCACAAAUCAGCGCCAAACCCCGGACACGUCCUGCUCUAUAAAGGCUCCAAUCUCCGGAGCCGUUCACACCUGCGACAAAAGGCAGAGCCAGCGAACCCGAGAGAGAGCAGCGAACCCCGGGCACCAGCCAGCGCCAGAGCACGGACUGUGGAGAGGGGGGGGGAGGACUGUGGAGAGGGGUGGAGGACUGUGGAGAGGGGGGGGGGGGGGGAGGACUGUGGGGGGGGGGGGGGGGAGGACUGUGGAGAGGGGUGGAGGACUGGAGAGGGGGGGGGGACUGUGAGGACUGUGGAGAGGGGUGGAGGACUGGAGAGGGGGGGGGACUGUGGAGAGGGGGGGGGGGAGGGACUGUGGAAGAGAUGGGGUGGAGGACUGGAGAGGGGUGGAGGACUGUGGAGAGGGGGGGGGGGGGAGGACUGUGGAGAGGGGUGGAGGACUGUGGGAGAGGGGGGGACAUCAGAACAUCCUCGCUAG
Molecule: messenger RNA, 606 nt
Organism: Knipowitschia caucasica
Lineage: Eukaryota; Metazoa; Chordata; Actinopteri; Gobiiformes; Gobiidae
Source: the annotation of a GenBank genome assembly